CAUCCAUUAACAAUGGAGCAACCACUUGAAAUUCUGUUCAAUGGAGAAAUUACAGAACCAAAAUGAACUUGUGGCAAUGAAAAUGCAGUCAUAAACAAAUUGAAAGGAUGUUCAGAAUUGCCGGCAGUCAGAGGAAACUAUGUUACUAUUAUUAUUAUUACUCUUCUUGUUCCUUAUUUUCACCGUGGCGUCAAAAUCUCAGGGCUACAUUAAGCACAGGGGCACAUCUCUCAUUAUCUCCAACACAAUCCCAUUAUUCACUAGAUUAUCACAGGCUCGUAUGCAUUCUUGAAGCAUGUCAAAUGUCACCAAAUUUGAGAACUACAGCUGCUACACAUGCUAAUAUCAUUAAACUUGGUUAUGGAAUGUAUCCUUCUCUUAUUUCUUUGAUGGUAGUGUCAUAUGUGUCUUGUGAUAGACUCAAUCUUGCCCGUCAACUGCUUUUUGAAAUUCCUACUGGCUAUCUUGAUGCGCUCUCUGCUAAUUUAAUGAUUGCUAGCUUUAUGAAGACGGGGGCAGUUGAUGUUGCCAAGAAGAUAUUUAACGAAGUUCCCCUCCGGGAUUUGGUUACUUGGAACUCACUGAUUGGAGGUUAUGUCAAAAACGACAUGUUUAAAGAGGCACUCGGUGUCUUCAGAAAGAUGCUGAGGUCUAAUGUCGAACCAGAUGGAUAUACUUUUGCAUCUAUCAUUACCGCAUGUGCUAGACUUGGAGCCAUUGAUCACGCUAAGUGGGUGCAUCACUUAAUGAUUGAGAGAAGGAUUGAGCUAAAUUACAUUCUUUCUUCUGCUUUGAUUGAUAUGUACUCCAAAUGUGGAAGAAUUGAGAUAGCUAGAGGAAUAUUUGAUAGUGUUGAGCGUACAAAUGUCUCUGUCUGGAAUGCUAUGAUUAAUGGAUUAGCAAUCCAUGGUCUUGCUUUAGAUGCAAUUGAGAUUUUCUCACUGAUGAGGCCAGAAAAUGUUUCACCUGACAGUAUUACUUUCAUUGGACUUCUAACAUCAUGUACUCAUUGUGGGUUGGUUGAAGAGGGUCAAAAGUAUUUUCAACUAAUGAAAAGUCUGUAUUUGAUUCAACCACAACUUGAGCAUUAUGGAACAAUGGUUGAUCUACUUAGCAGGGCUGGACUGCUCGAUGAAGCUUAUAAAGUGAUCAAGGAAAUGCCAAUAGAGCCUGAUGCAGUCAUAUGGAGGACAUUUCUCAGUGCUUGUAGAAUUCACAAAAAUUCUGAGAUGGGUGAAGUUGCUAGCACAAAAAUAUCUCAUCUUAGUAGCGGAGAUUAUGUCUUACUGUCAAACAUUUAUUGCUCUACGAAUAAAUGGGAUAAUGCCGAGAAAGUUAGACGUGUGAUGAAAUGGAAAGGAGUUCGUAAAAAUAGUGGGAAAAGUUGGGUUGAAGUGGGUAAUGUUGUUCGCCAGUUCAAGGCUGGUGACCGAUCACACCCUGAAGCUGAACUAAUAUAUAAAACUUUGAAGGAAUUGAUUCGUCGAACCAAUUUGGAAGGAUUUAGUUCCACAACUGAGUUAGUUUUGAUGGAUAUUUCUGAUGAGGAAAAGGAGGAAAAUUUGAGUUACCACAGUGAAAAAUUGGCAUUAGCCUAUGGGAUCUUAAAAUCUAGUCCCGGAACUCGUAUUCAAGUUUCAAAAAAUCUUCGUACUUGUCCAGAUUGCCAUUCUUGGAUGAAAAUUGUAGCGAAGGUGUUGAAUAGGGAGAUCAUUGUGAGGGACAGGAUCCGCUUUCAUCACUUUGCAGAUGGUUAUUGUAGUUGUGGGGAUUACUGGUAGUGAUUCUUUGAAGUUCCAAUUGAGUUUGGUUAUUGAUGCUUAAGUAGAUAACUUACAGUAGAUGUCUUAUGUCUCAAAGCUUCUUGUGGCUCUUGUCUUGCCUGUUUCUAGCAUCCUAUCUGCUGUCUGCACUCUUUGUACAAGCACACCACUUAGAUGAUGACCUCCUCGAGUAGUAAUGAGUAAAGUGCAUCUGGUUAAAAUCAGUGCCAAAAAGGUUUAUUUCCAUAUGAUGCAACUCCAAGCUUUGAGAUAAGACAUCCCUGUCUACAGAAGAACUCUCUGGAUAUUACAUCCAGGCUUCUCCAAUAAAAGGUGGUUCUGCGUUGCUGGACUUGGACAUAUUACAAGCAACUCAUCUAUGGAAAUGUCAUUAUAUAGUAGUGUAUCUUGCUUCAAAAGAAAAGCAAAAGGAAAUAGUGAUGCAUUUAACCGCUACAAAACGUAAAAAGGAUUUGAUUGAACUCUUUUUCACUUGUUGCAGAGUCAAGAUGGAGCGCCAUCCAGUUUGUCAUAUCCAAGUGAUAGAUGGAGAUGAGGUGGAUUCAUUAAAAGAACGCCAACCAAACUCGCUGAUCAGGUCUUCCGUGCAUGGUGGAGUUUGUUACUGAUGUUUUCCUGUGACUUUGGAAAAGAGAAAAAGUAGAAGGAAAAAAGUGCUACUAUUAUUUUAAAUGCUGUACCUUGCACACAGUUUGUCUAGAGCGAAGACUAUAAAACCUGAGGAAUCAAAGAAAGACUUGACUGUAAGAAAUUGACUGGUUCAAAAGUCAUUUUCACUGACCAUGAAGCAGCAGACCAUGUGGAAUUAGAAGGAAAAAAAGAGAAGCAAGUCAUACGUUUGAACUCUUCAAGACCUCCUAAUUUGUUUUGAAUAUGCCUGCCACCAAAAACUACAGCAAUGGGACAUCCUUGUUUGUCCACACCUUGCAUGAACAUCUUGUUCUGUGCUAUCUCGUUUGGUAUCUCACACACUGAAAUGGAUCCUUUUGGUACAAAGCUUUGCCUCCAUUUAUGGUAUUUCAAGAACAUUGCUGCAGCUUUCUCUAUGUCCAGAUCCCGAGCUCGAAGAAACCUUCUCAAGGCAUAAUCAUCUACUACCUGCAAACAGGACACAUGGAAAUCAUUUUAGUUUUGAUAAAUAGAUUGUUUUCAUAGUUAAGAGAGUGAGAGAGAUGAUGCAAUGCUGCAAAAAAUUUUAUUAUACCUUGGAAGAAGGAUCUUGCUUUUCAACAAGAGCUCUCAUGAGUUCAAUUUUGUUCA
Molecule: messenger RNA, 3044 nt
Organism: Lycium barbarum (goji berry)
Lineage: Eukaryota; Viridiplantae; Streptophyta; Magnoliopsida; Solanales; Solanaceae
Product: pentatricopeptide repeat-containing protein At5g50990
Exons: 4
Coding region: 108-1781 (557 amino acids)
Biological process (GO): RNA modification
Molecular function (GO): protein binding; zinc ion binding; RNA binding
Source: RefSeq, a predicted model, not a curated record